This is a messenger RNA of Chanos chanos (milkfish), 1103 nucleotides long. It is a transcript of the gene lyrm7, whose product is annotated as LYR motif containing 7. Gene Ontology annotation, cellular component: mitochondrial matrix. The record is from RefSeq and is a predicted model, not a curated record. The coding region runs from base 46 to 360 and encodes 104 amino acids. The transcript has 5 exons. Gene Ontology annotation, biological process: mitochondrial respiratory chain complex III assembly. Gene Ontology annotation, molecular function: protein folding chaperone. Lineage: Eukaryota; Metazoa; Chordata; Actinopteri; Gonorynchiformes; Chanidae.
AUCUUCUAGUAUUUUUCGGCAAAGCGCUAGCGUGUAAAAGUCAAAAUGGAGAGUCGUCUCAAGGUUCUCCGGGUGUUCAAAGCGUUACACAGAACAAGAAUGGAGGUGUUCAAAGAUGAUCACAGAGCUCUGACAGCUGCUAGGUUAAAAAUAAACGAGGAGUUUAGGAAAAACAAGCAUGAAACGUCAGAAGAAAAUAUUAAAAAGAUGAUCAAAAUCGGGUCAGAUGUUGAGGCGAUACUUCGCACGUCUGUAGUUCAGGGUGAACACAUUGGAGACAAUAGAAUUAUGCUACGACCUCGAGAGAGUCUUCUCCUGGAGAAUGUGCCAUAUUGUGACACACCUAGGAACAAGUCAUGAUUUGGUGGAUUCAUAAAUUUUACCACUCACAGACUCCAAACAUGCCACAGUAUCAUAUUGAGAACACUCAUACCAUUCUUAUGGACAGUAUUGUUCAGCCCUGAGCCAAGAACCAAAACACAUAAAAAUUUUCAUUUUGACUGAAAACCAUCACAUUGAUGAAAGAUGCAGAGGUAUGGAUAUUAAGGAAACUGAAUUGUACUGCAUGGAUUCUGCUGUGAAAAAAUCAGAUGGGCCCCAUAUUGUAAAUAUGUCUGAUUGCUGUUCUGUCAAAUGAAUGUUUUUGUCUUGAAUGAAAAAAUAGGUAUUGAGAUCUUCAUUUGACAAUAUUGCUUGGUUUUCAUGAGCAUUAUGUAAUAUUCUGAGCUAAAUUAAUACCCCUCUUAAAGUCACGUAUCAUAUGAAAUAUCCUAUAGAAUUCUUAAAAUGUUUGGAUUUCAGAGAGGGUUGACAAGCCCAGUGUGGUGAAACAUCCCUUAUUCUGAGUAAAUGAUUUAAUUGAAAAAACUUCAUGAUCACUGACUGCAGACAAUGCCUGUCUCACAUUAGAACAGGCAAUUGAUGAGAAAUGGUUCAAGACAAUUUCAUAAAUGAAGCUAUUGUACAAGCAAAUCAAUGAGUAUUUUCAUUGAAGUGGCCAUGUCCUGCAUGUGACUAUGAUGUGACUGUAGUCAUAUUGACUGUUAUGUGAAACUCUUCAAUACAGAUUAGUUCUAUUAGAUUAAAAAUUUAAUGUAGUCUUA